Cryptomeria japonica (Japanese cedar) is the source of this 1221-nucleotide messenger RNA. RefSeq names its product 4-hydroxybenzoate polyprenyltransferase, mitochondrial-like. Gene Ontology annotation, biological process: ubiquinone biosynthetic process. The record is from RefSeq and is a predicted model, not a curated record. Bases 1 to 1221 code for a protein of 406 amino acids. Gene Ontology annotation, cellular component: mitochondrial inner membrane. Lineage: Eukaryota; Viridiplantae; Streptophyta; Pinopsida; Cupressales; Cupressaceae. Gene Ontology annotation, molecular function: prenyltransferase activity. The transcript has 8 exons.
AUGGCUCAUUUGCUUUGUUCUUCCUCUUCUCUUAUUCACAUACUCUGUCAGAAAACACCCAUUUCAACUACAUCUCUGGAAUCUCGUUUUCCUCCUAAACGUCUGUUUUACAGGGCACCAUCAAACGUACUGAAUCAGCGUUUGCAUGGCCUGAGAAAUAAGUAUGGAUUGAUCAAUGGUUACCCACUUGAGCCCAAGCUUGGAGAUUCAUGUUUUCAGCCUUUGAGUUGUAUUCAUUCUUUUGAAUCUAGAUAUAGAUCAUGGCUUCAGAACCAGUCCUCCACUGCUCUAUUCUCUGCUUUGACAGAGACUGUGGUAAAUGAAGGGGAGGAGGAGUCAUGGAUUGAUUCAUUCCUUCCAACAUGGUUGGGGCCAUAUGCUCAUUUGGCUCGCCUCGACAAGCCCAUUGGAUCCUGGCUGCUUGCUUGGCCUUUCAUGUGGUCCAUUACAUUGGCUGCACCAUCUGGAAAUCUACCCGAUUUUAGAAUAAUGGCAUUGAUUGGAGUGGGAUCUGUGUUUUGGAGAGGGGCAGGCUGCACAAUUAAUGACUUCUUUGAUCGGGAUAUUGAUGCAAAGGUACAACGGACCAAAUCUCGACCACUCGCAUGUGGUAUGGUAACACCCUUCCAAGCACUAUGCUUUCUAGGCUUCCAAUUUCUUUUGGGAUUUGGGAUAUUGCGAGAAUUAAAUAAUUACAGUUGCAUCUUAGGAGCACCAUGGCCAUUGUUGGUUUCCAUAUAUCCUCUCUUCAAAAGAUUCACAUAUUGGCCUCAAGCAUAUCUGGGAUUUGUAUGGAGUUGGGGUGCUUUUCUAGGAUGGGCAUCGAUAAAGAGUAGUAUAGACCUAGAUGUUAUUUUCCCCCUCUAUAUAUCUGCAGUAUGUUGGACCCUUGUGUACGACACUAUCUAUGCUCAUCAGGACAAAGAAGAUGAUAUGAAAUUUGGUGUCAAAUCAACUGCAAUACUAUUUGGAGACCAAACAAAAACUUGGAUUACUGGCUUUAGUUUCGCAAGCAUAAGUGGCCUUAUACUUAGUGGGUUCAACGCUAGUGUUGGAUGGCCAUUUUAUUUGUUUAUGACAACAGCAGUUGGACACCUCGCAUGGCAAAUUAUAACACUUGAUAUGUCGUCCCCUGCCGAUUGUAAGAAAAAGUUUCUUUCAAACAAUUGGUUUGGAGCCAUUGUGUUUAUUGGAAUUUUACUUGGAAGAUUAACUACAUGA